Molecule: messenger RNA, 1467 nt
Organism: Gossypium raimondii (Peruvian cotton)
Lineage: Eukaryota; Viridiplantae; Streptophyta; Magnoliopsida; Malvales; Malvaceae
Product: CBS domain-containing protein CBSX5
Exons: 2
Coding region: 107-1258 (383 amino acids)
Source: RefSeq, a predicted model, not a curated record
CAGUUUCACCAUCUUUCUUUCAAAAACCAGCAAAAGAAAGAAAGAAGAAGCAACCCUUUAUACCCCACUUUAAGUUACUCAAAAUUUCCGUACUUUUCUUUUUUGCAUGGCAGUAAGUCUAUUGUCACAUGAGUUGUCUGACCUGUGUCUUGGGAAGCCAGCACUAAGGUCACUUUCCAUCACAUCCACCAUUGCUGAAGCUCUUGAGGUCUUGAAAACCUCUGAUGACAACUUUGUUAGUAUCUGGAAUUGUGAUGAUGAUGAGUGUUGUAGUAGAUGUGUAGGCAAAGUUUGCAUUGUGGAUGUGAUUUGUUAUCUUUGCAAAGAUGAAAAUUUGGUAUCACCUUCAAUUGCUUUGAAACAACCAGUUUCUGUACUUUUACCUAAGAUCCCUGGUCUUAUUAUCCAUGUGGAACCAUCUUGCAGCUUGUUAGAAGCAAUUGAUCUUAUACUUGAAGGAGCACAAAACCUUGUGGUACCAAUCAAAACCAAGGUGUUCAACAACAAGAGAUCAAAACAGCAACAAAAGCCAUUUUGUUGGUUAACACAAGAAGAUAUUAUCAGAUUCUUAUUAAGCUCCAUUGGUCUUUUUUCCCCAAUCUCUUCUUUCUCCAUUGACACACUUAACAUAAUCAGCCCCAAUACCCUCACCAUUGAGUAUCACUCACCUGCCUCAGCUGCCAUUGGAGCUAUCUCUAGAGCUUUGGUGGAACAAACCUCAGUGGCUGUUGUUGACAGUGAGAGGACCCUAAUAGGUGAGAUUUCACCUUUCACUUUAGCCUGUUGUGAUGAGACAGUAGCUGCAGCACUCAAGACCUUGUCAUCUAUGGACUUAAUGGCUUACAUUGACUGUGGAGGUCCUCCAGAAGAGCUUGUCAAGGUUGUUUCAGCAAAGUUAAAAGAGAAAAACAUGAAUGGGAUGCUUCAACAUUUCACAGUUUCAAUGUCUUGUGGUGGGUUUUCAUCAUCAUCUUCAUCAGAUGAGGAAUAUUCAUCAUCUUCAAUGGCGGUUCAAGUUUCACCAUUUCCAAGGCCUGGAAGGAUAAGUAGAUCAAUGAGUUAUUCAGCCAGGAUGGUAAGGAGAUCAGAGGCAAUUGUUUGUCAUCCAAAGAGUUCACUAGUUGCAGUGAUGAUUCAAGCUAUUGCUCAUAGGGUGAAUUAUGUUUGGGUUAUAGAAGAAGAUUGUAGCUUGGUUGGGAUUGUCACUUUUUCUGAUAUGUUAAAAGUUGUCCGGGAAAGUUUUGAAACCAUGGCCUGAAAAGGAAAAUGAGAUGAGAAAGUUUUUUUGUUUUUUUAAUAAUUUUUGGCUGAUCAUCUCUGUCGAUGCUAACAAUGCUGAGAGAACUCAGUUGAGGCUGGUAGAGGAAGAAUAAAAAAAUGAAAAAGAUUUGUGUGAAUAUUGGAAUUUUUUUGUUUUGUUUGUUACUGUCAUGUGAGAAUUGAGAUGAUUUGGAGUUUGGUAUUUCA